Molecule: messenger RNA, 1179 nt
Organism: Cariama cristata (Red-legged seriema)
Lineage: Eukaryota; Metazoa; Chordata; Aves; Cariamiformes; Cariamidae
Gene: PRKCH
Product: protein kinase C, eta
Exons: 9
Biological process (GO): protein phosphorylation
Molecular function (GO): protein serine/threonine kinase activity; ATP binding
Source: RefSeq, a predicted model, not a curated record
UUCCGCAAGGGUUACCAGCUCUUGGACCCUUAUGUCACCGUCAGCGUGGACCAGGUGCGCGUUGGGCAGACCAGCACCAAGCAGAAGACCAACAAACCCACCUACAACGAGGAGUUCUCCACCACGGUUACCGACGGCCAUCAGAUCGAGCUGUCCGUCUUCCAUGACACCCCCAUCGGCUACGAUGACUUUGUGGCCAACUGCACCUUGCACUUCCAGGACCUCUUGCGCUCCGCCGGCCCCAGCGACAGCUUCGAAGGCUGGGUGGAUUUGGAGCCAGAAGGCAAAGUGUUUGUUGUCAUAACUCUUACAGGCAACUUCACAGAAGGGACUCUCCAGAGGGAUCGAAUUUUCAAGAACCUCACUCGGAAACGCCAGCGGGCGAUGCGAAGGCGAGUGCAUCAGGUGAACGGCCACAAAUUCAUGGCUACCUACCUGCGACAGCCUACGUACUGCUCGCACUGCAGGGAGUUCAUCUGGGGCGUGUUUGGGAAGCAGGGAUACCAGUGCCAAGUAUGCACCUGUGUUGUACACAAGCGCUGCCACCAUCUAAUUGUUACAGCUUGCACGUGCCAAAACAAUACUAACAAGACCGAUCUCAAGGUGACUGAACAGAGGUUUGGAAUCAACAUUCCUCAUAAGUUCAGCGUCCACAACUACAAAGUCCCAACUUUCUGUGACCACUGCGGUUCCUUGCUCUGGGGAAUCAUGCGACAGGGCCUACAGUGUAAAAUCUGUAAAAUGAACGUCCACAUCCGAUGCCAAGCAAACGUUGCACCGAACUGUGGGGUGAACUCAGCAGAGCUUGCUAAAACCUUGGCAUGCAUGGGUCUGCAACCAGGAAGCAUUUCCCCAAAUUCGAAGCUGGUUUCAAGAUCUACUUUGAGACAUCAGGGAAAAGGCAGCCUGAAAGAUGGCAACAACAUUAGUGAAAGUUCAGCAAGCAAACUUGGGAUCAAAGACUUAACCUUCCUUCGUGUAUUGGGAAAGGGCAGUUUUGGAAAGGUGAUGCUUGCCAAGAUGAAAGAGAGUGGGCAGCUCUAUGCAGUGAAGGUGUUGAAGAAGGACGUCAUUCUCCAAGAUGACGAUGUUGAAUGUACCAUGACCGAGAAACGCAUCCUUUCAUUAGCAAGGAACCACCCAUUCCUCACCAAGCUCUACUGUUGCUUUCAGACUCCU